Molecule: messenger RNA, 1150 nt
Organism: Chara braunii
Lineage: Eukaryota; Viridiplantae; Streptophyta; Charophyceae; Charales; Characeae
Source: the annotation of a GenBank genome assembly
CGGUGGAUUUGAAGUCAGGAAUGAUCGUGGGGACGGAGACCAUGCUCCAGGGGAACGAGUCGUCAUGGAAGCUGGAGACACAGUGUGUUGAGAAACUGCUACAUCGGUUCAAGGACGAGAAGAACCUCAUAAUCGCAGAGGUUGUGCAUGAUGAUUGUGGCGCGGUUGACGUCAUAUUGCGGCGAAUGAACAUUGACUCACAAAAGUGUAUGUGGCAUAAGGCGAAGACUUUGGUCAAACGCUUGCGAGAGGCUAUGCGCGGCACGAAGACUGUCAAACCAGCUGCAAUCGGGGCUUGCGAGCAUGUGCAUGAGGUGAAGUGUUUCACAAAGAAGGAGCUCGAACUUUGGCUCGAAUCGAAAUGUGUACACGUGGCAGGGGUGUCAACGAGAAAAAAGGAUGAACUUGUUGAGAUUGUUUGGGGCGUGCUCUUCCCCGACGAAGCAGGGAAAGCGUUGCCAGAUGAUGUCGCCGAGAUCGAUGCGUUGCAAACUCUGCAUUGCAAUGCGGUGGAGGAGGCGAAGGAGUGGUUGUACAACGUUUGCAGGCUGUGCGAGCGCACAAAGGAUGACGAUGGCGAUGUGUUGGUCACGCAUGUGCAACACCUCGCCGAUCAUUGGGCCUGGGCCGGGGAUCAUUCCUGUUGUGAUAAGGAGUUGUCCAACCUGUGCAAAGCGGUCGGGGGUCCGGACAGGGAUCCACUGUACGAGUCGGGGGGGCGUGUUCAUUUCGCCGUUGCGCACUAUCUUGAACAGUUCGCUUCGAAUACGGAGAUGGCGUACUACACACUUUUUGGCAGCCCUCGGGUCAGAGAUUGGGCACGUAACACGUUGCAGCAAUCGAACGUCGACGACCCAGCUAUUGAGCAUUAUGAUGAGGAAGCCGAUUAUGGACUCCCUGAUGCCAUUGAGAGUGCGGUGGAGGGUGUUGUGGCCGAAGGUGACAAUGUUUUCGUUGAAGCGGGAAGCGAAAGUGCUUCAAAUGACGAAAAGUCGUCUUCUGACUCCGACACUGAUGGUGCCGCUCACCGCCUCGACUUUGACGGUGCCGUUCUUUCGCAGGAGGUGUCUGUUGCGCAGGAGUGAUAUUGUCACGUACUACAUCGAUGCCCAUUGUCGUCGUCAUAAUCAUUAGAAUGUUAUGUCCUCGA